This is a messenger RNA of Aspergillus thermomutatus, 1899 nucleotides long. RefSeq names its product Zn(II)2Cys6 transcription factor. Gene Ontology annotation, biological process: positive regulation of transcription by RNA polymerase II. Gene Ontology annotation, molecular function: DNA-binding transcription factor activity, RNA polymerase II-specific; transcription cis-regulatory region binding; zinc ion binding. Bases 1 to 1899 code for a protein of 632 amino acids. NCBI's taxonomy places the organism in Eukaryota, Fungi, Ascomycota, Eurotiomycetes, Eurotiales, Aspergillaceae. Gene Ontology annotation, cellular component: nucleus. The record is from RefSeq and is a predicted model, not a curated record. The transcript has 4 exons.
AUGUUCAGCAACGAGCCUGUUCGGUCCAGCGUCAAAUCAAAGGCGAAAUGUUACACAUGCCGACGGCAACGGAUCGUGUGUGAUGCCGAGAAGCCGUCUUGUAGGCGAUGUAUAUCCCGAGGAGUGGAAUGUCUGGGAUACUCGGCUACACCUAUUCGCUGGGUGGCGCCUACAUCCACCGUUUCUUCGGAAACACCAGGACUCUCAAACAAGAGCCUUGACAACGGGCAGGAAAAGAGGAAACGAGGACGACCAAAGCUAUUCCUCAUGCAGGGAGCCCCUCAGCAGCCCUCCGGUUCCCAAUCAGAUCCGCAUCGAUCGGAUCAAAAUCUCGAAGCGGAACAAGGUACGCAUGAGUGGAAGCACCGUCGAGAUGGUGUCGUAACUGGAGAGCUCGAUCUAAUCGCCGUGGAACUGCCAGCAGGCGUGCUCGUCGCUCGCUCGAGAUCAGAUCCAAAGAUCCCUCCGUCGUUCUUUUCAAGAGACUACGAGAUGCAUAAACUGGUCCUAGAGUUCUCCAAUUACUUCAACGACCACGUCUGCCCAGAUUUGGUCAUUGUAGAUUCUCCUCUGAACCCAAGCCGGAUGGAUCUCGACAUACUCCCCCAUGUCCCCGAUUUCUUGCUCAGUCUCAUUAUCUCUGUCUGUGCAAUACACCAAGUAAUUCGGUCCCAGGCCAGUUGGCGUCUGAUCUCCCUCAAUCGAUCCCGGGCUCUACGUGCCAAAGUCCACGAUGGCGAAUUGGAACCUUUCCAGUCGUUUCGCCAUCCGUUAAGCGCUCUGAUCUACAAGCACCGGUCGCAAUCGUUACGAGGUUUGAAUCGGUAUCUGUCCGAAGCAGGAGCCGAGGGGUCAGAUCUGGUUUUCCAUACUGUUACUGCGAUGCUCAUGGCCGAGAUUCAAAAAUCGGCAUUCUGCAGCUGGAAAAUCCAUUUUAAAGGUCUGAAGAGCAUCAUUGCGUGUCAAGGUGGAUUUGAAGCGCUGGUAUCCACAAGACUUGGGAAUCUUGGAUAUGCUUUAGGGAACUUCAUGCUAAUCGAUGUAAUGAGCUCAGUAUUCAUGGCCACCUCGUCCUUGCCACUUGACACUCCGUCGCAACUGAGAUAUAUCGACUGGCUGCCGAGGCUACAUUGCGACGGACUUGAAAAAGGAUUCCCAUGCCCCAAUGAGCUCUUAGCAUGUAUCAUCCAUACAAACAACCUCAGAUGGAUCCUUCAACACCAUCCCUGUGACGACAUGGUGCACGUGAACAGUGCUGUUCUGGACCUGGUUCGCAGCAUCAUCACAUUCUCUCCCACGGCUUGGGUCGAACGGGCCCUCGAAUCCUACAAUGAGAGACUCGAGGAACGGGUUGACAGGCAGAGACCACGGAGGCGAUUGAACCUUGUUUCACAGGCCGCUGAAGGCGAGGGCUGGGCCGAUCUUGGCGCUGCAUUCCAGGCAGCUACCUUGCUCUACUGCCUCAGGGCAUUAGUCCUCAAUCAUGGAAAAGGGCACAUCCUUCACGAGUUGUUAUGCAACAUUUAUGAAGGGCUCGUCCCGGAUGUUCAGUGCCUUGUCAACAUGACUCUGAGCAACCUUCUCCGCACGCUUCACCCUUUGAUGGACCAACCGCUCCAAAAAGGCAGGUCGAUGGGCCGCUUCAUGUUCUGGCCCGUGUUCAUGGCGGGGCUGGAAAGUGCCUGUAGUUCUGAGGCGAUGUCAGAGAGGCCGUUCAUUGUCGGCUCUUUGCAGGAGCUUUGUCGAUGCCUCGGCGACCUGAGCGCCCUUGAUGCGGCAGUGUUCCUCCAGUCGGCAUGGCGUCUAGACAAGGAGAGUCAUUCAGGGAACAUGCAAGGAGCGCUCACUUGGGACGACCUUUUUGAAAGAAUGGGCGUGCAUGGUCUCUUCUUUUUCUGA